This is a messenger RNA of Caenorhabditis briggsae, 1800 nucleotides long. It is a transcript of the gene Cbr-nas-10, whose product is annotated as Protein CBR-NAS-10. The record is from RefSeq and is a predicted model, not a curated record. The transcript is spliced from 12 exons. Gene Ontology annotation, molecular function: metalloendopeptidase activity; zinc ion binding. Bases 1 to 1800 code for a protein of 599 amino acids. Gene Ontology annotation, biological process: proteolysis. NCBI's taxonomy places the organism in Eukaryota, Metazoa, Nematoda, Chromadorea, Rhabditida, Rhabditidae.
AUGCGAUUUUCUAUAUUUAUUUCCGCUAUUUUCCUAUUUGGUAGUUCGAAUGGUUGGCCCCAGUUUGAUUUUUUGAACCAAAUGGGUUUGAAUUUUGGAGGAGGACAAGGAGGAGGUUUCAAUAAUGGACCACCACCACAAAACUUUCAACCAGGAAAUCGCCCCGGAAGCCCAUUCGGUGAAAUCAUGGGGAAUAUAAAUGGAAUGGUGAGUGGGCUCACGAACCAAAUCGGACAAAUAACCAAAGGCCUCGACGUGAAUAAUGAUCUGGGAAAGAUGGCGCAUGGUCCACCACCGCCGCAAAACGAAUGGCAGCAACAUGCGAGAAGGUUCUGCCGCCGAUUCCCUGGUCAUCCCAAGUGUCGCGGACAACUUCCUCAAUUCAAUGAUAUUGGAUCGAUUCUUAAUGGGAUUCUGGUGGAUAGUGGAAAAUGGCUCCCUAAAGUUCCAUUCAUUAACAUUCGAGAUCCACUUACUGGUAUUAACACUGACUUGAGAAGCGCAUUGAAUGGGAUCGCUGUGCAGUUUGGACAAAUCAGUCAACAAUUCACCAAUAAUAUAAAAGACAUUUGCUCAAGAGUGAACUGCAAGGCGCAACUACAGAAAAAUUUGCAAAUGAAGCAGGACAUAUUGAAGUCAACAGUGGCUUUUGAGAAAAAAGUUUUUGGAACUGAUGUUGCGGAUAAAAUGAACAUGAGAUUUGAUAGAACCCUUCAACUCAAACAAGCAUUAUUAGAGAAAGCCCAACUUAAAGGAGUGGUCGCCCCUGAAGACAAUGGAGUCUUUGAUAAGGAUCUCCUUCUAACUGAAGCUCAAGCGAAUUUCAUGCUCAACGAGUUGGGCAAAGGAGGAGAAGGCGCCAUUCCCCAACCGGGUUCCUUCAAAGCCAAACGCGCUUCCAUAUUUUUCGAGCAGAAUGUAGUCCAAAAAUGGCCUAACACAGCACCAAUUCCAUACACAUUUGAUGCGUCAUUGGAUAAUUUGGAUCAGAAUGAUGUGCGUGGAGCCAUUUCAGAAAUCGAGCAAAAGACGUGCAUUCGGUUCAAGUACUAUGCUACACCACCAAGAGGCAAUCACAUUAACUAUCAGAAAGUGAACUCGCCAGCUUUUGCAAAAUCUUUAAUUCGGUGGUACCAAACACUUUUUAAGAAACUCAAAUUUUGUAAACCGGAACUGUUGUACCAACCGAGUUAUAUCUGCGGACUAUCCUACAUUGGACGUGUGGAGCCUGCAAAUCCAGUCUAUUUGAGUUUUCAAUGUGGCAAUGGCAGAGGAAUAGCAGUCCAUGAAACAAUGCAUGCACUGGGUGUCAAUCAUCAACAUUUGAGAAUGGACCGGGAUAAAUACAUCAAAUCAUGUAUUUUUCAAACAGUUGUUGAUUGUGAUCACAUCAACCGGAAACAAGAGCAAAUAAAAAAGUUGAUUAUCGACUGGAGCAACAUCAACCCUCAACAGUACGACGCCUUUGUCGCUGCCGAUUCCAAGCUCUACACCACCUAUGGUGUCAAGUAUGCCUAUGACAGUAUCAUGCACUACAAUGCUUACACUGCCGCCGUGAACAUUGCAAAACCAACAAUGAUCCCUCUGGUCAACCAGCAAGCCAACAUUGGAUUACUUGGACAACGAGCGAAGAUGAGCGCUCAGGAUGUGGAAAUACUCAAUAAGAUGUACUGCAAAUCGACUGGAUGUGAUGAUAAGAAUGUUUACUGUGGUGCUUGGGCUUUACAAGAUCUUUGCAACAAUCCGAAUCAUAAUGUUUGGAUGAGAAGCAACUGCCGGAAGAGUUGCAAUUUUUGUUAA